UAAUACAUUGAAGUUAUUCUCAAAAAAAGUGUUAGUAUAGCAGUCUAUAACCUUGAUAUAUUUGUUUCUAAAUCCUCGUUUUUUCUGGUCAAAUGUUUAUUCCGUUUGUUAAUAUUAAUCGUACGUUAACGACCGCUGCAAGAUGCAAACGGCGGGUUGUUGUGACAGGUCUUGGAGUAGUGUGUCCUCUUGGAGUUGGUGUACAAAAUGCAUGGCAAGCUCUUAUUAACUCCAAAUCAGGAAUUACUAAAUUGACUGACCCAGAGUAUGACAAAUUACCUUGUAAAGUCGGUGCAUUAGUACCAAAAGGAAAUAAUCCUAAUGAAUUAAAUAUAGAUUCAUAUUUUACAAAAAGUGAAUUACGCACAAUGUGCCCUGCUACUGCCUAUGCUUUAAUAGCUACAGAAGAAGCAUUAAAUAAUGCAAAUUGGAAACCAAAAGAUGAAAGUGAUAAACGAGAUACAGGAGUAGCAGUAGGAAUUGGGAUGAUAGAUUUGGUCGAUGUAUGUGCUACAUAUGAGGCUUUAAAAAAAGGAUAUAAUAAAGUUAGUCCCUAUUUUGUACCAAGAAUAUUGCCAAAUAUGGCUGCAGGACAAAUUAGUAUUAAAUAUGGUUUUCGUGGUCCAAAUCAUUCUGUAUCAACAGCAUGUGCAACUGGAGCACAUGCAAUUGGGGAUGCAUUUCGAUUUAUUCGUGGAGGAGAAACAAGUGUAAUGAUAUGUGGUGGAGCAGAAGCAUGUAUCAGUCCUCUUGCUAUAGCUGCUUUUUGUAGACUUAGAGCAUUAAGCACCAACAAAAAUGAUUUUCCAUAUGAAGCAUCAAGGCCAUUUGAUAAGGACAGGGAUGGUUUUGUUAUGGGAGAAGGUGCUGCUAUACUAGUGUUGGAAGAAUUAAAUCAUGCCCUUGAAAGAAAGGCUAAUAUUUAUGCAGAAGUGUUAGGAUAUGGUUUAUCUGGUGAUGCAACACAUUUAACUGCACCCAGUGAAGAUGGUACUGGUGCAAUAUUAGCUAUGGACAGAACAGUGAAAGAUGCUGGAAUAGAAAUUGUGGAUAUAACUUUUAUUAAUGCACAUGCAACUUCAACUCCUUUGGGUGAUAGCAUUGAAUUAAAAGCUAUAGAAUCGUUUAUGGGACAACAUAGUAAAAACGUAACUGUCUCUAGUACAAAAGGUGCUCAUGGUCAUUUAUUAGGUGCAGCAGGAAAUUUAGAAGCUGUUUUUACUAUUUUAGCAAUAAAAGAAGGUGUAAUUCCACCAACAUUAAAUUUGCAUAAGUUAGAUACAGAAACGUGCUUAAAUUUUGCUCCUAAUGUAACAAAAAAUUGGAAUACAACAUCUAGACGUGUAGCUUUAAAAAAUGCUUUUGGUUUUGGAGGAACAAAUGCAUGCUUAUGCUUUGCACAAUAUAACCAAUAA
Eufriesea mexicana is the source of this 1415-nucleotide messenger RNA. RefSeq names its product 3-oxoacyl-[acyl-carrier-protein] synthase, mitochondrial. Gene Ontology annotation, molecular function: 3-oxoacyl-[acyl-carrier-protein] synthase activity. NCBI's taxonomy places the organism in Eukaryota, Metazoa, Arthropoda, Insecta, Hymenoptera, Apidae. The transcript is spliced from 3 exons. The record is from RefSeq and is a predicted model, not a curated record. Gene Ontology annotation, cellular component: mitochondrion. Gene Ontology annotation, biological process: fatty acid biosynthetic process. Bases 93 to 1415 code for a protein of 440 amino acids.